ACCCCCCACGGCUGGACAACUCCUGAAUCGAAAUAGUCUGGACUGCCAGACCUUGUGUAAGAAGUAGGAGAGCCACAACGCCACCCAACGAGUUUUACACACCCCGUGUGGAGACGCUGUUUUCGUCCGGCAUCUCAUUGUGAUGAGCAGCACUGCAUGGCCAGUCCUCCCAGCUGAUGCCGUUAUCCGAGCGUCGAGACGGCCGCGCCAUCUCGCAGCGAAGCACAGGACGGAGUUAGUGGCAGAGUUUUUCCUGUUUACAUUGCCCUGCAUCUACCUCUCACCAGCAUGGACGAAAAGGGGAAAUCGGCCGCGGGGGAGAGCAUCAGCCUUAGCGUGCUGAACUGGGAGCAAGUGCAGCGCCUGGACGCGAUCCUGACCGGCUCCAUCCCCAUCCACGGCCGCUGGAACUUCCCCACGCUGGAGGUGAAGCCGCGCGACAUCGUCAAGGUGGUCCGGUGUCGGAUGGAGGAGAAGCGGAUCCACGUCCGGGAGGUGCGGCUGAACGGCUCGGCGGCCAGCCACGUCCUGCACGAGGACAGCGGCCUGGGCUGGAAGGAUCUGGACUUGAUAUUCUGCGCUGAACUGAAAGGGGAGAUGGAGUUUCAGAUGGUGAAGGAUAUAGUCCUGGCCUCGCUUCUGGACUUCUUACCCGAAGGGGUGAACAAAGAAAAGAUCACGCCAGUGACCUUAAAGGAGGCAUAUGUGCAAAAGAUGGUGAAGGUGUGCAAUGACUCAGAUCGCUGGAGCCUCAUCUCGCUCUCCAAUAACCGUGGAAAAAACGUGGAGCUCAAGUUUGUUGACUCUCUCCGGCGCCAGUUUGAGUUCAGUGUGGACUCCUUCCAGAUCCGCCUGGACUCUCUUCUGCUCUUCUACGAGUGCUCAGAGCACCCCAUGGCUGCCACUUUCCACCCCACCAUACUCGGCGAGAGCGUCUAUGGGGAUUUCCCAGCCGCCCUCGACCACCUGCGCAAGCGCCUCAUCUGCACGAGGAGUCCCGAAGAGAUCCGGGGUGGAGGUCUGCUGAAGUACUGCCAUCUGCUGGUGCGGGGUUUCCGCGCGGCCUCCGACUCAGAGAUGAAACUGCUGCAGCGCUACAUGUGCUCGCGCUUCUUCAUCGACUUCCCUGAGGUGGGCGAGCAGCGGCGGAAGCUGGAGUCCUACCUGCAGAACCACUUUGUGGGCCUGGAGGACAGAAAGUAUGACUAUCUGGCCACGCUCCACAAUGUAGUCCAGGAGAGCACUGUAUGCCUGAUGGGCCACGAGAGGCGGCAGACUCUGAGCCUCAUCUCCGCGCUAGCAUUACGGGUCCUGGCUGAGCAAAACGCCAUCCCCAAUGCCGCCAAUGUCACUUGCUUCUACCAGCCGGCCCCUUAUGUCUCUGAUGGCAACUUCAGCAACUACUUUGUGGCACAGGUCCAACCCAUCUACUCCUGCCCCCCAUCACCUCCCCAGCAUUACCCACCUCCCCCACCCCACCCCAUGUAUGCCACCUGGUUGCCCUGUAACUAAAGGUGCAUCGGUGCACACCCCUACUCGUAUUCACACUCACCGAGUCAUUCUUUUUUUUUGUUCUUUUUUCGCCCGGUUGCCGUUUUUGUGCAAUUCGCAAAAUUGUUAUCCACGAAAACCCCUGAUGAUGGGUAACGGUGAGCGCUCCCCUUCUCCAUUGAAAUGGAAAUUUGAGGAGAAAAGGCAAAAGAAGAAAAUUGAGAAGUGGAAAACCUGGAGACAAAUGGUGGAAAAAGGGGAACGGCAGGGAAGAGAGGACAAGGCACUUGGAUUUGGGCAUAGUGCAGGUGUGAAAAGCUUUUCUCCAGGGGAGACAGCCGGGGGGAGGCGCAGGAGGAGAGGAGGUCAGAGGGAGAGGAGCCAGAGAACGACACUGAUCCUGAGAGGAUGCUCUGAGGUCAACUCGGCUGUCCUUUCCAACGCUGAUUUGACUUGAGCCGACUGGACGCUUGGUCACUCCAUACAUUCAAGUCACGUUUUUUGAAACAUGACACAACACAUUUUGGACAGCCAUGCUCAAAAGGAUAAACCUUUACCUGCACCCUGUUAACUUUACAAAGACGCAUUCAAAGACACACACACCACACAACACACACACACACACACACACACACACACACACACACACACACACACACACACACACACACAAACGAAUGCAGUAAAGGAUUGCAGAGUACUUUUAUGAAGACAUUAAGACCUUCUAACCAUUCCAUGUGCACCAGUAGAAAAGGAGAUGUGAGACACUCUUAACACCAACAAUGCAAAAAAUGAGGAACUGGACACUGUUUA
This is a messenger RNA of Lampris incognitus (smalleye Pacific opah), 2304 nucleotides long. Its product is annotated as terminal nucleotidyltransferase 5A-like. Bases 289 to 1512 code for a protein of 407 amino acids. Gene Ontology annotation, molecular function: poly(A) RNA polymerase activity; RNA binding. Gene Ontology annotation, biological process: mRNA stabilization. The transcript is spliced from 2 exons. Lineage: Eukaryota; Metazoa; Chordata; Actinopteri; Lampriformes; Lampridae. The record is from RefSeq and is a predicted model, not a curated record.